Molecule: messenger RNA, 1486 nt
Organism: Photinus pyralis (common eastern firefly)
Lineage: Eukaryota; Metazoa; Arthropoda; Insecta; Coleoptera; Lampyridae
Product: UDP-sugar transporter UST74c-like
Exons: 2
Coding region: 266-1261 (331 amino acids)
Cellular component (GO): Golgi apparatus
Molecular function (GO): GDP-fucose transmembrane transporter activity; antiporter activity
Source: RefSeq, a predicted model, not a curated record
GACCAUGCGCGAAGUUUUGACACCACCAAAUGUAAAUAGAACAGUAAUUGCGAAUGUAAUUUAAGCGGCAAAGUUAUAAUUGUUUAAUCCAUCAAAUUGUUUAUAAUGUGGGAGGCGCGAGUCCCUAGAAAAUGGUCGCCACCGCUAUCGCGAAAGCUUUGAGAAGUUAAUUCAUUCUGCAAUGUACGCUGUCUGAUUAGAAUGUCAUCGCGUUUCGAACUCACGUAAUGUAGUUUUUUCUCGAGUAAAUUGUUCCUGUAUAAAAAUGGUAACCGUCAGCCAACAAGAGAGCGUAUCCAGCCACGUUUCAUUGCGAAACAAAAUUGGUUCGGCUUUUUUAUAUGGCAUUGCGUCGUUUAUGAUUACCGUCGUCAAUAAGACGGUGCUUACAACCUAUGGUUUUCCUUCAUUUCAAGUCGUCGGUUUGGGGCAAAUAUCCGCCUCGAUCGUGGUGCUGUUUCUUGCAAAAAAGUUGAAAAUUGUGCGGUUUCCCGACUUGGAAUGGAAGACCUUCAACAAAAUCAUGCCGCUCCCUGUGAUAUUUAUGGGAAACCUGUUGACUGGACUAGCCGGCACGAAGGAGCUGAGUCUCCCAAUGUUUACGGUCUUACGGCGAUUCUCAAUUUUGAUGACCAUGAUUGCCGAGCUGUACGUUUUAGGUAUAAGACCAAGCGUUGGUGUGCAAUUUAGUGUUUACACAAUGAUACUGGGUGCCGUAAUAGCGGCCGGUAAUGAUUUGGCCUUCAAUUUAAUGGGUUAUCUUUACAUAAUGUUAAAUAAUUUCUUUACAUCGACGAAUGGGGUGUACAUGAAAAAAAAGUUGGAGGCAAAGGAGCUGGGGAAGUAUGGAUUGGUGUACUAUAAUUCGCUGUUUAUGUUUGUGCCCGCUUUUAUAUUGUGUUUUUGUACAGGCGAUUUGAGAAUAGCGUACGAGUAUGAAUCGUGGGGCGAUGUACUUUUUUUAAGCCAGUACUUGCUGUCUUGUGUAAUGGGAUUCGUUUUAUCGUACAGUGUAGUGCUCUGUACGCAUUAUAACUCCGCCUUGACCACUACCAUCAUUGGUUGCUUAAAAAAUAUUUGUGUGACCUAUUUAGGUAUGAUUAUCGGGGGCGAUUAUAUAUUUUCGUGGGUGAAUUUUAUUGGGUUAAAUGUUAGUGUUUUAGGUAGCUUAGUAUAUACCUAUGUGACAUUCAGGCGAAAAGAUACCCCCUCAUAUACUGCAAUUAGUACAAGUAUACCGAAUAAGAUUGAAAACGUCUAGUAUUCAUUUGUCUGCUCAAUUUCGUAAUGUCAGUGCCAUGCCACUUGCCAGAUGAAAUUUAGUUGUAUAAACAUUAAUUACCAAAGUCAAAUUGUACAUAGUGUUUAUAAUGUACCUAUAUUAGAUUAAUGUAUUUUAACCAGUGAUAAUGUAGCUAUUGAACAGAAACCUUGAAAUUUAUUGUCAAUUUUUUGUAUUAAACGUGUAGAUAGUUAGGUCAUUCUA